AUGAUCCCUGCACGCGCAGCCACACCACCUCGGCAUCGCCAACAACGCCCUCUCACUGAGCCGACCACUAAUCCGACCAUUCUUCGCCUAUCACUGCCGAAAAACCAAGUCGCAGAAAAAGGUGAGGCCCUACGAAUGGCUCGAGCUCAACACGGUGCUCAAUUACUGCCUCCCGACCCUUCAAAAUUGGACAAGCCGCCAUUCGAUGGUGCCGAUGCGGUCCCCGAGCCGGGUGCUCCGAACAACAAAGAUGCCGUGACCGAAGACAACACGGACGAGGGCGUCUACGACGGCAAGAAAAAAGAAUUGGAUGUGUGCGAGACGGAAAAGACUGAAGAUUGUGACCCGAAAAAACCGUCAGCCGUCACUCGCGCUGAUCAAGUGUCUCUGGUGGCAGAUACGGCAAGCACAUCGACAAUCUCGAGCCCUUCCGCCCACAGCACCAGCUCAUACGAUGUGUUGAAGGAAUCCAAGAACAAACCCAACCAGCCCACUGACAUUCAAGAGAUUCGCAAUGCCAACAUCAAAGAGCCGUCGAAUCCGAAAGAGGAUACCACCAACUGGCCGUUCCCGUUGAAAAAUGUCGACUACUUCCAUGGCUACAUGCCGAUUGGAAUCGUUCGCCGGCAGCUGGUUGAACAAGGCCAAUUCGUUUCCUACAUCACCAACGUCAACAAGCAAGAGUGCACGGUUGUCUCGGUGUUGCACGACAAUUUGAUGUGGAACUAUCUGGUGCACAUGACAAAGAAUGGAAGAUACUAUGUGAAUGAUGCAUAUGUGGCGCUGUCGGUUCCGUCGUUGGUGGAUGUGCUGAAGACGACCAAGACAAUGUUGGAGCCGGGUGGACCCGUUUUGGAGAAGCCAGUUCCUCGACCGCCUUGGAUUUGGGAUUCGACGAAGGUGAACCCAGGAAAAGUGAUUGGCAAGGGCGCUUUUGGAGAGGUUUAUGAUGGAACGUUUGGAGACAGCAAGUGCGCGAUCAAAGUCAUGGCCACUCCCGGAGCGACCGAUGGUUCUUCGACGCUUGGCACUGUUCCCUCCACCCCCGAUGGCAAUAACAACAAGAAAAAGAAAUCAAAGACGGAAAAGGGCAAGGAGAAGAAGGUCGAUCCGGCCAUUGGCGACAAAAUGAUGUUCAUCAACGAGGCCGUGUUCUUGGCCACUUUGGAGCACAAAUCGGUGAUCGCGAUGUUUGGACUGGCUUGCCUCGAGAAUCCGAUCAUGAUCGUCAUGGAACUUGCCACCGGCAGCUCUCUUCUGAAAUUCAUGCGGAAAAGUAAGGUGCCGAUUAAACAGAAGCGGAUCUUUGUCCUCCAAAUUCUCUCCGGCAUGGCAUAUCUCGAGAAGAAUUUGCUGAUCCAUCGUGAUUUGGCGGCUCGAAACGUGCUGCUGGACGAUAAGAUGCGAUGCAAGAUCAGUGAUUUUGGCAUCUCGUGCUACACCGACGCCCCUGGCAAGGAGGUCAAAGGGAACAAGCAGUUAAAGCUGGCCAUCCGCUGGCUGUCCCCUGAAGCGAUCGAACAGGGCAUUUUCUCGACCAAAUCUGAUGUGUGGGCAUUUGGUGUGGUGGCCUAUGAGGUGUUUUCGGAUGGAGCCGUCCCCUACAAUCACGUCAAGACACUUCGCGAGGUGAAGGUGGGCAUCGUCUCGGGCAAGGUGAAGCUGCAGCCGACGCCUUGUAUGGGACAACGAGAUUCGGAGAUGAUGGCCAACUGUUUCAUCGAUGAUCGCAGCGCUCGGCCGACGUUUAACGAUUUGAAGAAGCGUUUCAAGCCAAAAUCAUGGGGAUCGCGAGUGUACGAGAUGAAGGACGCGCUGUUGAAGGGAUCCAAGCCAACCACUUCGCUGAUGGAAAAGCCGGGGAAUGGACAGCAGCGGAAUGUGCCCGCCAUCUCCCAGUUCUUCGACAGCGAUCGGAACCGGAAGAAUCGGAAGAAA
Molecule: messenger RNA, 1938 nt
Organism: Mesorhabditis spiculigera
Lineage: Eukaryota; Metazoa; Nematoda; Chromadorea; Rhabditida; Rhabditidae
Source: the annotation of a GenBank genome assembly